Messenger RNA from Aegilops tauschii subsp. strangulata, 528 nucleotides. RefSeq lists its product as uncharacterized. The record is from RefSeq and is a predicted model, not a curated record. Lineage: Eukaryota; Viridiplantae; Streptophyta; Magnoliopsida; Poales; Poaceae.
AUGUCAUCCAACGCCUCCACCUACUCCAACCCCUUCGCCGUCGACCCUGCCGAGAUCCGCGACAUCAACGUCCAUGCACGCGUCCCCGUGAUCCUCGAUGCCUCCAACUCCACGUACUUCGCGUGGAAGACGUACUUCACGCUGCUCUUCCGCGAGAACAAUCUCGUGGAUCACGUGGAUGGCACCGUGGACUCCCGCUCCAUGGUGGACGCCGCCGAGUGGACCGUGAUCGACGUCACGAUCAUCUGGUGGUUCUUCACCACCAUCUCCAAGGACUUGUUCCACACGGUCGUGAGCGCCGGCGACGACGCCCGCGCCAUGUGGGUCAAGCUGAACGGCCUCUUCACCGACAACAAGCUUCAGCGCCGCGUUUUUUUGCAGCAGGAAUUUUUUGACUGCCGCCGCCUGAAGACGUUGGCGGAUGAGCUCCGUGACAUUGGAGCCAAGGUGGACGACGACCUCCUCCUCAGCACGCUCACCACCGGCCUCAACGAGGACUUGGCAACGCCGCCUCUAACCUCACCUUGA